Cynocephalus volans (Philippine flying lemur) is the source of this 4768-nucleotide messenger RNA. RefSeq names its product interleukin-1 receptor type 1-like. The record is from RefSeq and is a predicted model, not a curated record. The transcript is spliced from 13 exons. Gene Ontology annotation, molecular function: interleukin-1 binding; interleukin-1, type I, activating receptor activity. Bases 492 to 2213 code for a protein of 573 amino acids. Gene Ontology annotation, biological process: regulation of inflammatory response; interleukin-1-mediated signaling pathway. NCBI's taxonomy places the organism in Eukaryota, Metazoa, Chordata, Mammalia, Dermoptera, Cynocephalidae.
CCCAAGAGCCCACUUUCUCCCGCGCCUGAGCCUUCUCACCCGCUGGGUUGUCUGACAAGAUGUGAGCUGUCACUCGUGUGGUGGAAAAGGAAGACAGAAUGAGCAGCUGUAUCCCGGCCUGACUCCGAGACGCACUUCAUGUCUAAUAACCAGCAGCAGCUCAGCAGCUUCAUUCGGGGGAAGAAACCCUGAGAGUUAGAAGCUCCGAGGAGGCCCCGUUCCCACGUGUCCCCGGGGGAGGAACAGACACGAAAAGAUUUACAAGAUGCCCUAUAUUAAAAGGGAGAUGAAAGAAAAACAGGAGUGGAGAUGAACUGGAACCUGAAAUGAGGCUAGAAAUGUGUAAAAUGUAAACCUCGACCACCCAGAUGCUUGCACAGUUGCCCGAGUGGGGCUGCAAAUGAAGAGCUGGACACGCCCCUUAAAGAGGGUGACUCCCUUCUGAGAAGCAGGAUCCCUUCCUACAAGGAAAGGCCUUGUCUGAGGAGAAUAUGAAAGUGUUACUCAGACUUGUUUGUUUCAUAGCUCUGCUGAUUUCUUGUCUGGAGGCUGAUAAAUGUAAGGAACGUGAAGAACACAUAAUUUCAGUUUCAUCUUCAAAGGAAAUUGAUGUUCGUUCCUGUCCUCUUAACCCAAAUGAAAAGAAUGGCACUAUAAUUUGGUAUAAAAAUGACAGCAAGACACCUAUAUCUGCAAAACAAGAUACCAGGAUUCAUCAGCAUGAGGAUAAACUUUGGUUUGUUCCUGCUGAGGUAGAGGAUUCGGGACAUUACUAUUGUGCUGUAAGAAAUUCAUCUUACUGCCUCAAAAUUAAAAUAACUGCAAAAUUUGUGGAGAAUGAGCCUAACUUAUGCUACAAUACGCAAGCUAUAUUUACACAGAAACUACCCAUUGCAGGAGAUGGAAGACUUGUAUGCCCUUAUUUGUAUUUUUUUAAAGAUGAAAAUAAUGAGUUACCCAAAAUACAGUGGUAUAAGGAUUGCAAACCUCUGUUUCUUGACAAUGUGCACUUCAGUGGAGUCACAAAUCAACUCAUCAUGAGGAAUGUGACGAAAGAGCAUGAAGGGAACUACACUUGUCACGCAUCUUACACAUACUUGGGAAAGCGGUAUAACAUCACCCGGGUAAUAGGAUUUGUUACUAUGGAGGAAAAUAGACCCACGCGGCCUGUGAUUGUGAGUCCAGCUAAUGAGACGAUGGAAGUGGUCUUGGGAUCCCAGAUGCAAUUGAUCUGCAAUGUCACUGGCCAGGUGAAAGACUCUGUCUAUUGGAAGUGGAACGGGUCCUUCAUUGAUGAAUAUAAUCCGGUGCUGGUGGAAGAUUAUAAAAUUCUGGAAAAUCCUUCAAACAAAAAAAGAAGUACAGUCAUCACAAUGGUUAAUAUUUCAGAAGUUCAAAGUAGAUUUUAUCUAUAUCCAUUUGUCUGUUUAGCCAAGAACACAUAUGCCAUGAAUGUAGCAUAUAUUCAAUUAAUACAUCCAGUCCCUGAUUUCCAGGAGCAUACGAUUGGUGUGUUUGUCACAUUAAUAGUCAUAAUUACAUGCUCUGUUUUCAUCUAUAAAAUCUUCAAGGUUGACAUCGUGCUUUGGUACAGGGAUUCUUGCUAUUAUUUUCUCAUGAAAAAAGCUUCAGAUGGAAAGACCUAUGAUGCAUAUAUACUAUAUCCAAAAACCGUUGGGGAAGAGUCCACCUCUAACUCAGAUAUUUUUGUGUUUAAAGUCUUGCCUGAGGUCUUGGAAAGACAGUGUGGAUACAAGCUGUUUAUUUAUGGAAGGGAUGACUACGUUGGGGAAGACAUUGUUAAGGUCACUAAUGAAAACGUAAAGAAAAGCAGAAGGCUGAUUAUCAUUUUGGUCAGAGAAAUAUCACGCUUCAGCUGGCUGGGCAGUUCCUCAGAAGAGCAAAUAGCCAUGUAUAAUGCUCUCGUUCAGGAUGGAAUUAAAGUUGUCCUGCUUGAGCUGGAGAAGAUCCAAGACUAUGCGAAAAUGCCAGAAUCCAUUCAGUUCAUUAAGCGGAAACAUGGGGCCAUCCGUUGGUCAGGAGAUUUUACAGAGGGACCGCAGUCUGCAAAGACAAGGUUCUGGAAAAACGUCAGGUACCACAUGCCAGUCCAGCGGCGGUCACCUUCAUCCAAACACCAAUUAGUGUCCCCAGACACUCUGCCAGAUUCUAAGGAGAAACUGCAAAGAGAGGUUCACGUGCCUCUGGGGUAGCGGAGAAGCUCGGCCCAGGGUUCUUUGGGUCAUGCUGUAUUGUGGCAUUGUGGCUGGGCCGUGCCUUCUGCUGACCUCUGCAGUCAUAAAAUGUACCUGUCUAGUCCGUUAUCCCCAAGGUCACCUGGAACCAGAUCAUUAAGGGAGCAGGAUGUGCUGUCAGUAGAAGGCCAGGGCAAUUCAGAGCAGAGGGCUUGGGAAGGCCUUUAAAAAGAGUGACAAAUAUCCUGGCUGAAUGUCUGAACUGCUGGGAAAAGGCACCGAGAUGGCCGGGGCCCUGUCUGGGGAACCCAUAGAGUCCCUGGCCCUGGAGUGGCUCUCCCGGGCAGUGCAGUGAGACCGACACCUCACAGAGGAAGAUGGACGUGUCCUUGGACAAUUGCCAUUCGCUUGCAUUUCCAUAGGCAUCUGCAGCCAAUGCCCAGUUUUGGAAGACCACAUUGCAUUUCAUAGACCUUGGAAAGUGUCACCUCGGUGAGCAAAGGGGUUCUCCAGGAUCCCGAGGUUUGGAAAUCACCUUGUCUUUCUGCAGGACAGAGCCUUCAAAGCAACACAGCCGCUGCUGAAGCAGCCCCUCGCUUCCUUGCAAGGACGGCUGCGGGUGGCUUCCUCCCCGGCUGCCACAGCCGGCCACGGCCGUCCCCCGUAGGACACCGUCGAGUCCUGCCUCUGCCGCAGGCCUGCGAGGGGCUCCUGUUCUGGACCGUGCCACCCGAGUCCUCCCUCCGCGGGUCACCCCGCCGCUGUCACCCCACCCCGACUCCUCCACCUGUCCCCUCCCCGUGGACUCCGGGGUCAGCCUCGGCCCUCGCGCCCGCCCCCGCUGCCUCCGACCGGAUCUCCGGCCGCGCUUUCCCCAGCUGCCCGCAAGAUACUGACGUUCUAAAUGUGUCCCAACUGCACAGUCCCCGAGAGACGUUCCCUCGGAGACUCCGGUCGCGUGGGGGCGGCUGUCCCCUCUGCAGCCCGAACCUGCGCCCCUGACGGGCUGUGCGUCUCUCUCUGUCCCUCGCUGCCGCCACACGUCAUUUGCACACAGGACACAUAUUUGCAUGGCGCUUCACUGUUGAAAAAUGUCUCAGAUUAUGUUGUUUCAUUUUCUCAAUUAUUCUAAUUUUAGAGAGAAAGAAAGUGACCUAUUUAAAAAGAAAAAUCACAGUCUUCUGUUGGACCUUGGACUUGAAUCUCCAUUUCUGGCUUCGUGUCCAAUGCUCUGAAUACUCAGUUUCAGGUCAAUAACUGUCCCCCUGACUCCCACCUUGGCACUUUUGUGACACGAAAUGAUAAUCUUCUAGGAGGUGACUCAGUCUAGGAAUGCUUUUAUUUAAGAAACCCAAUUCCAAACUUUUGAGUGCUGAAAUUUACAAAAAUUGUUUAUAUUUUAUAAGAACUUUCCUACUUUUAUAUUAUUUUCCUAAACAUAAAUAUUUCAUAGUCAAUUAUAAAAACGAAAGCAAAUUGGUUUUUUUUGGUAUAGAAAAAUGUAUUUUUAAAAUUUGAUCAUGGUCCUCGGGACAAUUUGAGAAAUGCGAAAAACCGCAAAGCCAAGUUUAUGUGCCACUUUUUAAAGGACACAUGCACCGUUUUAAAAGUUAUGAAUGUGGAUGGGCCUUCUGGUUUUUACAUUUUUCAUAUCUAAUAUUAUGGGUGAACACAAACUUUUAUUUGGGAGAAUUUUUCUCCCCUAAAGUAAUCAGAGCUAGAUAGAGUCACACAGUUCAAAGUUUUGACUCUUUCCUUUCUACCUGUUUUCUCCUGGGUCUGAUUUGACAGCAUUGAGUAGCAGUGCUGCUUUGCAGCUGCUGUUCUAAAAGAAAGGGCCUAGUUUUCAUUUGGCAGCACACACAGACUACUGCCAGAAUUAGAGGUAUUGUCACACCCUAAAAGGCCGAAUAUUUAAAAUUUUAAUUUUGCUGAUGAUUUUUAGCCUGUCAUCUAGAAAAUAUUUUUGCAGGCAUAGUGCCAAGAAGGCAAGCCAAUUCUGAAACAACACUUGGGAUAAGGUGGGGGGAUCGACUAAGAAUUAUAAGUAGCAUGGCACCUGGAAUUUAGGGAGAGGCAACGGUAUAAGUCUGGGUGGAGAGGAUCCCGCACAGGAAAGUGCAAGGUCAUUCCCCAUGUCCCAAGGGUAUUCCAGAGGACAAAGCUGCAUUCCUAGACUUCCCCCUUGAACUUCCUUUGACUUAUUGUCCCUCCCCCUAAAUCUUUUUAAGCUCUUUCUGUCAUGCCUUCCCCAUUAAUUAGAUUUUAUUGCACUUUCUGAUGGUAUUUUUUAAGUUAGCCUAAGUGCUGAGAAAGACUUUGCAAAUGCAACAAAGUAUUUAAUUACCAGUUGUUAAAACUGGUUUAGCAGAAUUUAUAUUUCCUUCUACCUUUUUUAUUUGUGAUAAAAGAAAAGGUAUUGAGCCAUAUUUUAAUGAUAUUUUUGAUAAAUUAUGUUUGCACUGGUUAAUGAUGAAGGGGUUUUUAAAAAACUUGUUUGUAUAAUUCUGCAGCAGACACCAAAUAUUUUUAUAUAUUAAAACACCAAAUUUACAUAGAGCAUGCAUCAUUGA